This is a messenger RNA of Aspergillus clavatus NRRL 1, 1479 nucleotides long. Its product is annotated as DNA replication factor Cdt1 C-terminal domain-containing protein. The transcript has a single exon. The record is from RefSeq and is a predicted model, not a curated record. The coding region runs from base 1 to 1479 and encodes 492 amino acids. Lineage: Eukaryota; Fungi; Ascomycota; Eurotiomycetes; Eurotiales; Aspergillaceae.
AUGCCGCGCACCUCCUCCAGACAAACCUGCCUGCCCCGGGGGCAGGUCGGCAUCCAAAGCUUUGCAAGAGCGACCAAGUCUAUCUCGACACUACACAAUCCUGCAGUUGCAGAAACGAAGAAACUCGCAGCAACAGCAGCAGUAGCGGUAGUAACAGCACCAACCGCCCUCCCCGUCUCGCCUUCCAAGAAGAGAAAACUGAACGAGCUCGAGAAUGUCGACUGCGGCCACCGGGGAAAGACACAAUCCAUUCCUGAGGAAAAGGAAACUGCCGCCACGCCCUCAAAGACCCUCCGGUUUAGUCAGCUGUGCGUCUCGACGCCGCGGAGUGGCCACUACGCCUCCUCGAAACCCGAUCCUUCGUCCUCUGGUGUUGGCGUUGGUGCGCGCGAAAAACUUGUCCCUGCGUCCCCGACCAAGCGCGGUGGCGCGGCCGUGAGAAAAGCAAAACGAUGCAGCGAGCCGGUCGUGGUAGUUGCGGAUCGCCCGGCCUGCGUGGAGGAAGUGCUGGGCUUGCAUUCGGCGUUCCUGCGGGCGCUCUCCAUCCACUCGGCACACAAUGGGACGAACACCCCGGCGGAUCUGAGGGAGUUCCUGCGGAGUAUGGAGCGCGUGUGGAAGAAGCGGAAGGUCGUGGUCAAGGAUCUGCAGCGCCUGCUGUGGGUUUGCGAGCAGGCGUCGGAAUCGACGGGGCCGCGGUAUCGGCUGGCGAACUAUGGGUUGGGGAAGGUGUGUCUGGAGCGGGUGGCGUGCGAGGGAUCCUGGAUGGAGGAGUUUGACGAGAAGGAGGCGCAGGAGCGCAUGGAGCAGACGCUGGAUCUGCUCUGGGAGAAGGCUUUGGAUGCGGUUGGUGGGGAUGAGAGCCGGGUGGAGUUCUUCGAGACGCUGGGCGUUUCCCCCGUGCAUGAGUCGCUUACGCCGUUUACUGCGUUCCGGAAGGGGCAGCAGCGGCUGCAGGAUUUGAGGGGGGGAGUGAUUAAGGUGAAGACUGAGAAGCUCCGGGCAGAUGUACAGGACGAUGCUCCGGCCAAACCACUCGAUGCGACGACCACCCGCCGGAAGGGCCUGCUGGAGCGCAUCAAGAGCAAGGAACUCCUGCAGUCGAAACUGCCGCCUCCGCCGUCGAAGGAUAUGCUUCUUCGUCGUGCGGCUGCAGAACGUGUUGAGGAGGUCGUUGCUGUGCUGGCCCUGCUGAGGCCGGUGGGAUACGUGGGCAGCGGGCCGAAGACGGUACUGGCGGCGCAAAGGAAGCCUUUCCAGAUGAAGAUGGUUGUGCAGAAUGUUCAGGAUUCUCUUCGCAACCCCAUCUCGGCUAAGGAGGUGGAAAUCUGCCUAGAGUUGUUGGCUCGACCCGACGUUGCUGGACAAUGGAUCGAAGUCGUCGCCGUGAAUCAAGCCAAAUCCGUGGUCUUGAAAUCCUGUGCCACUGUCCACCCGAAAGAGAUUGGUAGCAAGGUAUGCCAGUUGAAGUUGGAUUAG